Miniopterus natalensis is the source of this 869-nucleotide messenger RNA. RefSeq names its product HLA class II histocompatibility antigen, DQ alpha 2 chain-like. Gene Ontology annotation, cellular component: MHC class II protein complex; membrane. The record is from RefSeq and is a predicted model, not a curated record. Gene Ontology annotation, biological process: immune response; antigen processing and presentation. Lineage: Eukaryota; Metazoa; Chordata; Mammalia; Chiroptera; Miniopteridae.
ACCAUUGCCCUGCAACUCAGAGCAGCAACUGCUGAGACCACCUUGAGGACAGGAUGAUCCUAAACACAGCUCUGAUUUGGGGGGCCCUCGCGCUGACCACCGUGAUGGGUCCCUGUGGAGGGGAAGACAUUGUGGCUGACCACGUUGCCGCCUAUGGCAUAAAUGUCUACCAGUCCUAUGGUCCCUCUGGCCAGUACACCCAUGAAUUUGAUGGAGACGAGGAGUUCUACGUGGACCUGGAGAAGAAGGAGACUGUCUGGCAGCUGCCUGUGUUUAUCAAAUUUAGAAGUUUUGACCCACAGGGUGCACUGAGCAACCUUGCUAUAUUAAAACAUAACUUGGACAUCCUGAUUAAACGCUCCAACUCUACCGCUGCUACCAAGAAGGUUCCUGAGGCCACUGUGUUUCCCAAGGAGCCCGUGAUGCUGGGCCAGCCAAACACCCUCAUCUGUGCCGUGGACAACAUCUUCCCUCCUGUGGUCAACAUCACGUGGCUGAGCAAUGGGCACCCAGUCACACAGGGCGUUUCUGAAACCAGCUUCCUGACCAAGAGUGAUCAUUCCUUCCUCAAGAUCAGUUACCUCCCCUUCCUCCCUUCUGCCGAAAACAUUUAUGACUGCAAGGUGGAGCACUGGGGCCUGGACCAGCCACUCCUGAAGCACUGGGAGCCUGAGAUUCCAGCCCCUAUGUCAGAGCUGAUGGAGACUGUGGUCUGUGGCCUGGGGCUGGCUGUGGGCCUUGUGGGCAUCGUGGUGGGCACCGUCUUCAUUAUCCAGGGCCUGCGCCCAGGGGGCCCCUCCAGACACCAAGGGCCGUUGUGAGUUACACUCCAGAAAGGAAGGUGCACUGCCCAACUUUGAGAGCAGAAG